CACUCACUCCAUUCCUCCCCCGCAUUUUCUCUUCAACCAAACAUUACCUAAGCAAACAAAAAGCACACAUUUCUCAUAUAAAGUAAACAUAGUAGCUGGCCCUAUGGCUUCUUCAUCAGCAUCAUCAGUUGCUAGUGGCAGCUGUUGUCUUAAGGCUAAACUCCCUGUUUCAAGUUCAAAAUCAGCUUCUUCCUCUAUAGCUUUCAAGAGGGGGAAUGACAGAAAACCCUACAUUUCGUGUUCUCUUCAGACUCCUUCCAUUCUUCAUUUUCCUAAAAAACAAUCACCUGUUUUCCCUCCAUCGCCUUCUUCCAGUCCUUCCACGAAGCAUGUUUCUUCUGACGAUGAGAAAGCUCAAUCACAGCAAUGGAAUCCCUUGCAGAGAACGGCGGCUAUGGCUUUAGAUGCAGUAGAGAAUGCUUUAGUCUCUCACGAGCGUCGGCAUCCUUUGCCGAAAACAGCUGACCCCAGAGUUCAAAUCGCCGGGAACUUUGGGCCUGUCUCUGAGCAGCCAGUCAAGCAGAGACUCGCUGUUAUCGGCACAAUCCCGGAAUGUAUACAGGGUGUCUACGCUCGAAACGGGGCGAACCCACUUCAUGAGCCGGUGGCCGGACACCAUUUCUUCGAUGGGGAUGGGAUGGUUCAUGCGGUUCAGUUCAAAAAUGGCUCAGCUAGCUACGCUUGUAGGUUCACUGAAACGAACCGUCUUGUUCAAGAACGAUCUUUUGGGCGUCCGGUUUUCCCCAAGGCCAUAGGUGAACUCCAUGGACACUCAGGCAUAGCUAGGCUGUUACUUUUCUACGCUCGAGGCUUAUUCGGACUCGUCGAUCCGAGCCAUGGUACCGGUGUUGCGAAUGCUGGACUAGUUUACUUCAACGGUCACCUUCUCGCCAUGUCGGAAGAUGAUUUGCCUUACCAUGUUCGUAUCACACAGUCCGGUGACUUGAAAACCGUUGGCAGAUAUGAUUUUGAUGAACAAUUAAAGUCUACAAUGAUUGCUCACCCCAAAGUUGAUCCACAAACGGGUGAAUUCUUUGCUCUCAGCUAUGAUGUUAUCCAAAAGCCAUAUCUUAAGUACUUCAAAUUCGCACCCGAUGGUAAGAAAUCACCCGAUGUCGAAAUCCCGGUUGAUGGUCCAACAAUGAUGCACGAUUUCGCAAUCACCGAGAAUUUUGUGGUGAUCCCGGACCAGCAAGUAGUUUUCAAAUUGGGUGAAAUGGUUCAUGGUGGUUCACCAGUUGUGUAUGACAAGAACAAGGUGUCAAGGUUUGGUGUAUUAGACAAGAAUGCCAUUGAUGCGUCCGGGAUUAAAUGGAUUGAGGCACCUGAUUGCUUCUGUUUCCAUCUUUGGAAUGCAUGGGAAGAGCCGGAGACCGAUGAAGUUGUUGUGAUCGGUUCUUGCAUGACGCCUCCGGAUUCCAUUUUCAACGAAUGUGAAGAGAAUCUCAAGAGUGUUCUGUCCGAAAUUCGAUUGAAUUUGAAGACCGGAAAAUCUACUCGCCGUGCCAUCAUCUCGGAAUCCGAGCAAGUUAACUUGGAGGCAGGGAUGGUAAACAAGAACUUACUCGGAAGAAAAACCCGGUAUGCAUAUUUAGCUCUAGCCGAGCCUUGGCCUAAAGUGUCAGGAUUCGCCAAAGUCGACCUCUCCACCGGCGAGGUUAACAAGUAUAUCUACGGAGAGCAAAGGUAUGGUGGCGAGCCUUUGUUCUUUCCUCGAAAUCCCGAUUCGCCGGAUGAAGACGACGGCUAUAUUUUGGCUUUCGUCCACGACGAAAAGACCUGGAAAUCAGAACUGCAGAUAGUGAACGCCAUGGAUUUAAAGCUAGAAGCGACGGUUCAACUUCCGUCUCGAGUUCCAUACGGCUUUCAUGGAACAUUCGUGAGCUCAAAGGACUUGGAAAAACAGGCCUAAUUCCAUCAGCCAUUUUCGAUGCUUGAAAAGGAGAGAUUUACCAGAGGGAUGCUUUGCAUAGGAUUGUCCCCGGAAUCUCUUCCUCUGUUUUUGGGAUUAGUCCCACACUUUUACAACACGCUUUUGGUUAUAUUUUAAGGUGAAAAGAUUUUGAGAAACACAGCUUGUAGCUUUUGACCAUCGAAGCUCACCUGGUUUCUGCUUAUUGUCUCACUGUGCGUUCAUUAAACAGUACAUAAAAUUAUAGGAAAAGUUAGUAUUUCCUCUGUAAUUCUCUGUUUCCGUGUGAAUACUUGAAAUCUACAGUAAAUGAUAUAUUUCUUUAUACCAUUUGUUUA
Molecule: messenger RNA, 2250 nt
Organism: Hibiscus syriacus
Lineage: Eukaryota; Viridiplantae; Streptophyta; Magnoliopsida; Malvales; Malvaceae
Product: 9-cis-epoxycarotenoid dioxygenase NCED1, chloroplastic-like
Exons: 2
Coding region: 104-1912 (602 amino acids)
Biological process (GO): carotene catabolic process
Cellular component (GO): chloroplast stroma
Molecular function (GO): carotenoid dioxygenase activity
Source: RefSeq, a predicted model, not a curated record